Molecule: messenger RNA, 3462 nt
Organism: Sporothrix schenckii 1099-18
Lineage: Eukaryota; Fungi; Ascomycota; Sordariomycetes; Ophiostomatales; Ophiostomataceae
Exons: 5
Coding region: 1-3462 (1153 amino acids)
Biological process (GO): regulation of DNA-templated transcription; protein phosphorylation; mitotic DNA damage checkpoint signaling
Cellular component (GO): cytoplasm; nucleus
Molecular function (GO): protein serine/threonine kinase activity; DNA-binding transcription factor activity, RNA polymerase II-specific; protein binding
Source: RefSeq, a predicted model, not a curated record
AUGGCCGAUCACAAGACCAUUUUCAUUGUAAAGGGGCCCCUAGCGCUCCUUGAUGGCGAACAUAACAAAAAAUUCUUUUCCAGCGAGACACCGCCGACUGAAGACGGCGAUGUUACCAGUCAGCAUACGGAUUCAGUCUACAGAGACCACGGCACGCCUGAGCCUGACAGGUCCCAACCUCUCGUCCUUCGAGUCACUACAGACCACAUUCCGAAUGACAAUGUUCUUGGUUUCGUAAUAGGCAGAAAUCCGCACAAGUGCGACAUCGUGCUCAACGAUGCCAGGAUCAGCGAGACCCAUCUUCAUAUGCGUCUGAACUUGAAAGCGAACGCCAACACCCUCGUCGUGAAAAACAGGUCGAGACACGGCACCAUGAGCACCAAGGUGUUGAUGAAUCUCGAAACGGCAGACAUCAGAAUUGGCAACGACCUGCACUUUCAAAUCCAGCACUUUGACGAUCCUGUGGGCUGGAAAAAUUAUUGCGAGGCGUACGCUCGCAGGGUCGGGGCCUUGGGCAUUGCCGGGCUGGGGCUGAGCACGCAGCCGGAAACUACCAAUGCUUCCAAGAAGCCGCCUGUGUACAUUCUGGAUCGCCGGCUGGGGAAGGGAGCAGAUGGUGAAGUUUACAGAGCUGUUGAAAGACGCACCGGCGAUGUGUACGCCAUGAAGCUGUACCACAAGCCCGAGAAAGCGCGGUGGCAAGAGCCAGCGACGUUGCAGCGCCUGAACCACGAACACAUUGUUCGGUACGUGGCGUACAGCCACGUGUCCGGCCAGUCUCCGCAGCUCAUCAUGGAAUACGUCGAGGGGCCCAAUCUCCAAGAAUACAUGGAUCCGCGAAACAACUAUGCACCGCUGCGCAUGAGCGAGGCCCGCGAAGUGCUGCGGCAGCUGCUCGAGGCAUUGGCGUACCUCAACGACAAAAACGUCACACAUAGGGACGUCAAGCCCGCCAACAUCAUCCUGGUGAGCCGCCAUCCCAUCCAUACAAAGCUCGUCGACUUUGGCUAUGCCACCGACGUGUCGUCGUUCAAAACCAACUGCGGCACGCCUCUGUACCUCGCGCCCGAGCUCUUUACGCGGCGCGGGGGCUGGUCGUACAAGGUGGACAUCUUUGCGAUGGCCGUUGUCGCACUCAAUCUGCUGGGCAUUUCGGUGGACCUCACAAACGCCACCGAACCGCGGGACUACCUCCGCACCGUCCUGCGACAGAGACGGCUGCUCACCGCCACCAACCAGUCCCCCCCAGCACAGUAUGACCUCGUCGUCCAGCUGCUUGCGAAGCGUCCUGACGACCGGCCAUCGGCACGCAAGUGCCUGGACCACGGGGUUUUCCAGGACAGCUCCGAUCCCGACGACGCCCUGGACACCCAUGGCCUUGUCCCGGACCUGCAAACGCAGAUCUUCCUCACUGGCCGAUGGCAUGGGGAGGGAGACAACGCAUCUGAAAUCGCCACCGAAAUUGCCGACACCCCCUCUGGCCCGCUCCCCGCUGAAGCAGAAACAGCUUCGGGACCAUCGCCGGUGCAAGAGGAGGGCGGUACAGGGCGUGUCCAGCAACGCAACGAGGAAGCCUCCGCCUCUGGCAUUGCUGAAGAACUGGGUCCGCGCAGCAGCCGCCACGCUGUGUCGCUUCGCUCGACAGCCAGGCGCAGUGGUCGCCAAUCCUCGUCGUCUGUGGCAGAAGGACGGAAGCGCCAGAAGCAGUCGCAUGCCGUCGCGUCGCGCGGCGGCCGUCCUACGCGAAGCGCCAGGUCCACGGCGCCGUCGCCGCCUUCCCGUCGGCGCCACCGUGCACCCCGGUCGUCGAUAGCGAGUGUGUUGAGCGGCGCUGCGGACCAAGCAAGCUGGGACUACAAUUCAUCGGGCAACGUUGUCGACACCGACAGCGAUCUCCCAGACACGGCUUCGUACGGGAGCGUGCAGCAGCAUCAAUGGGCUUCGGAUGGCGGCCGCCAGGCCCCAGAGCAGACCGGGAACGACGAGGACGAGUCGGGGUUGGACUUGCACGACGGCUGCUGGAUGGACCCCAUGCAUGCCCUGGGCGGUUUUUCCUCUGUCUCUCGACUCGGACAGGAUGAUGGUGGCCACGCCGCUGCUGUGUCGCAGCCGGCGUCUGACACGACACCGAGCUUUUCGUCGCUGGGGGGACUUGGCUCUCUGCACGGCCAGAACGGCGGCUUUCCUGGUGCUGUCGACACGGAAUAUGCAUUGGGGAGUGCACAUGGCAAUACCGCUUCUCCACACGGUGAUGGAUGGUUCCAGUCAAUGCCCGGCGCCAGUGCAUCUUUGCGGCAGGAUGGUGAGCCGACGGAGCGAACGCCAAGAGGAGACGCUGGCGAGAAUGUGCUAGAGGGAGCUGGUGGCGAGGAUGAGGACGAAAUCACCCAUUCAGAAGAAGCUGAAGACGAAGAAGUGGAGGAAGAGGCGGAGGAGGAAGCUGCUGAUGAUGACGAAAUCAACGGCAACGAUAAUGGCCAUGUUGAUGACGGCGACCACGACCACGACGAUGCUGCCAAUGAUGACGAUUAUGAUGAAGGAAGCAACGAAGAACACGAAAAUGACGAGUACGGCGAAGAUUCGAGAGUGGAAGAACUGCCAGGCAGCGAGGCGCGAGCCACCAGCAGACCCAUUCGGCGCAGGAAAUCAACGUCACAGCUGCUCGAGACAGAAUACCUAUGGAAUCCUCGACCCAGCAAUGCUGAUUACAUUCGUAUUCUGCAGACAGUCUCGAUGGACAAGAAACAGCUGCAGGUGUGGUUCCAAAACCGACGACAGCGCGACCGGCGCGUUGCAGGCACCAUGGACGCUGCGGUGCUCAAUGGCGCCGGUCCGGCAGGGCUGCCGCAUCAGGGCCCCUUGGAGGCACCGCGAGUCCGUGCGGACGCGGUGGAUGGCUGGUUGAAUUUCGCCGACAUUUGCACGGCGGCUCAGACAGACGUUGCCACGCGCAGCACCUGUUUGCGGCUCCUCUCCGGCCACGGCGUAGUGUCUCAGCGGCACGGCCAGCCGUGGAUUCCCUUUGAAGACGGCUGGUUCCUCUGCCAGAGGCUGGACCUGGAUCCUGCGCCGCUUGUCAUGCCCGGUCUGCCUGCGCCAGAAGAGCCACCCAAUGUCUUGAAAAACUACCUCUUUCUGUCUGCGCCGCUACCGCCCGCGUACAACGUCUUGUGGUGGAAUGAAAAGGCAAUACCCUACCGGCCCCAGGCCCAGACGGUCAAUGCAACUCGGCUCGUGCUGGCCAUGGGCCUGCAGAGAAAUGUUGUUCAGAACUGGCUCGCGAAACGGACGGUCGUAAGGACGUACGUCAGGGGAAACAACACGGUGCAAGGCACCUACCUAGGACUGAACGACGCACUUCAGCUCUGUAUGAGCAAAACGUUGGAUGUGUAUCCGGUGCAGAUCAUUGCAGGAGAGUGCGGUAUAGUGCUCGAUGAUUUGGCUGCCGCGACGGGAGGCUGA